UUGCAUUGCGCUGCGCUGGGAGACACCAGGUAGCGCAGGAGCUGAGGCAGCGGUCGCUCUCUGCGAACAGGCUUGAAUCUAGCUCUACGUGUCGGCUGUUUUGAAUUUAAAACAAAAACACACACGCCUUGAGGUGUCUAAUAUAUCGCAGCCCUGGCUAGCAUGGCGUGUGGGUACGAAGAGGUGACAGUCCGUGGCUACGAUGACUUUAUGAAGGCCGUGUCGCAGCGUAAGGGUAAAGACGUGUUUGCCUAUUUCACCGGCAGUAAAAGCGCGCAAGGCGUCAGCUGGUGCCCUGACUGUGUGAAAGCUGAGCCGAUAGUGCGAGGAGAGCUGGGUUACCUGCCGCCCGGCUCUGUUUUCAUCUACUGCCAAGUUGGGGAUCGCCCCUACUGGAAGGACCCGAACAACGAGUUUAAAAAGACGCUGAAGCUGAGCGGAGUGCCCACGCUGCUUCGCUACGGCACGCCCCAGAAGCUGGUGGAGGAGGAGUGCUUUAAGAAAGACCUGGUACGCAUGAUGUUCACCGAGGAUUAGACUCCCCGACUGGGACCCCUGGUCUCCCUGAUCUCAAUCUCACCGCCCCGUUCGCCUUAAAGAGAUACCGUGCCACAGGGAGGGGAACAAGACUCCCCUUGCACAGCAUUCGGAGCCACGGGACGGGCUUUGCAGCAAUUCUGUGCCUUGGCAAUUCCACAACCAAAAGCUGUUUGCUGUUAAGAUCGCAAAACCUGGAGUGAAUCCCACUGCUGUGCGACAGGAGUCUUACUUCCAUAUUUUAAUCUCCCCCUCCCCCUGGAAAUGAUGUAUUAAAUAAACACCAAUAAAGGUUUCUACGGUAGAUGGGCACACGAGACUGGUUUACUGCUCUGUUGUAUUGUACUCAGGGUCCUCACUGAGCAGGAUGGUGGUCUGUUGACGUUGUACUCGCUGAGCUGGGACUCAAGUCAUUGCCUUGUAUCGGAGGACCACACAAAACACAGCAGUACUUGCGCGUGAUAGCUGAAAGGAAUGUUUCUACAAAUACAUAUAUGUAUAGGCUUACAGUAUAUAUUAAUGAUAUGAAACAAUAAAACAAAGUUGUAAUGCACUAA
Polyodon spathula (Mississippi paddlefish) is the source of this 1094-nucleotide messenger RNA. RefSeq names its product thioredoxin domain containing 17 (gene txndc17). Lineage: Eukaryota; Metazoa; Chordata; Actinopteri; Acipenseriformes; Polyodontidae. Gene Ontology annotation, molecular function: protein-disulfide reductase [NAD(P)H] activity. Gene Ontology annotation, cellular component: cytosol. The record is from RefSeq and is a predicted model, not a curated record. The transcript has 4 exons. The coding region runs from base 163 to 537 and encodes 124 amino acids.